AUGGACGCGAAUGGGAGAGCCGCAGCUCGUACCGCGGCCAGCGACUACGUUGUGACAGAGUCCCCUUUGGGGACUGCGCGAAAACUCCGUGUGUUGAUGGUUGGUGCUGGAGCCAGUGGCCUGAACCUGGCACGGCACAUGGACUUGCAUAUGGAAAACUUCGAGUUGACGAUCUAUGAGAAGAACUCAGAUGUUGGAGGGACCUGGUUUGAAAACAGUUACUCUGAGUGGAAUGAGAUCCUGGAGUACUUCAGGGGCAUCGCACACAAAUACGAGCUCUAUAAGUACAUCAAACUCAGCCAUAAGUUGACUUCUGCCGGUUGGAACGAGGCAUCUGGAGUUUGGAACGUGGAGUGUCUAGACCUUAGUACGGGAAACACGGUUCACGAUUGGAGCCAUGUCCUAAUCAACGGCACUGGAGUCUUGAACAAUUGGAAGUGGCCCGACAUACCGGGCCUUCAUUCUUUCAAGGGCGACCUCUUUCACAGUGCAACCUGGGACCCUGAAUGCCAGGUUGCUAAGAAGACAGUGGCUGUUCUGGGUACUGGAUCUUCAGGUAUCCAAAUUGUCGCAACGCUGCAACCUCUUACGGAAGAGCAGAAGACCAACUUCAAAGAAAACCCAGACGCCUACAUGAAGUACCGUAAGGAGAUUGAGGGAGAACUGAACUCCAGGUUCCGUUUUGUCAUCGCAGACAGCGCCGAUCAGAAGGAAGCCAGAGAAUAUUCGAGCAAUGAAAUGAGAGUCAAGCUCAAGAACGAAGACAUUCUCAACUACCUCAUGCCCAAGAAUUUUGCGGUCGGGUGCCGUCGUCCCACGCCUGGAAACGGGUAUCUCGAAGCUCUCACGAAGGAUAACGUGCGUGUAGUGACGAACGAUGUUGAGAAAAUUGUCCCCAAUGGUAUUCGGCUGACGAACGGCGAGAUCAUACCAGUUGACACUUUGAUCUGUGCCACUGGGUUUGACCUUUCCUUCUGUCCGCGCUUCAAGCUGAUCGGCAGAGAUGGCGAAACCAUCGAUGAGAAGUGGAAAGAUGUCCCUGAGGCUUAUCUCUCCGUUGCUGUCCCUGGAUUCCCAAACUACUUUAGUGAGCCUUCCGUGCCCAUUGGCGGUUUAGUCAUAUCUGACUGA
Messenger RNA from Colletotrichum chrysophilum, 1131 nucleotides. RefSeq lists its product as uncharacterized. Gene Ontology annotation, molecular function: flavin adenine dinucleotide binding; NADP binding; N,N-dimethylaniline monooxygenase activity. The coding region runs from base 1 to 1131 and encodes 376 amino acids. The record is from RefSeq and is a predicted model, not a curated record. The transcript has 5 exons. NCBI's taxonomy places the organism in Eukaryota, Fungi, Ascomycota, Sordariomycetes, Glomerellales, Glomerellaceae.